Paramecium sonneborni is the source of this 444-nucleotide messenger RNA. The record is from the annotation of a GenBank genome assembly. Lineage: Eukaryota; Ciliophora; Oligohymenophorea; Peniculida; Parameciidae.
AUGAAUAUUAAUUAUCCUUAGAAUAUCCUAAAUUUUACUCCAUUUCAAAAAUUAUCUAGAGAAAUUUAAAAAGCAAUGAAAGGUCUUCCAGUUUUUGUUUGUCCUUUUUGUAAUUUAAUGUAAACAAAUGAUAGUUAUUUUAAUCAUGUACGUUGUUUUGAUUGCAAUAGAGAUUUAUGUUCAGCUUGUUCGGUUGAUAGAGCUCCGAUAAUUGCACAUGGCAAUCAUUAUCAUAGAAUAGGUUGUUCUGAUUAUCAACCAUUAUAUUUAAAGGUCAACAAAUUAAUAAAGAAGAAUAUGAUAGGAAAAAAUGUUAAAGAUGUAAAGAAACAUUAAAGCCAUGUCAAUACCCAAUAAGUUUAGAAGAAUAUAAAAAAUAAAGAAACUUUUGAUGAUUAGAUCUUUAGUUUAAAUGAUUCAGAUUACAUAAUAUAAUUACACUGA